Micropterus salmoides (largemouth bass) is the source of this 7807-nucleotide messenger RNA. It is a transcript of the gene zmym2, whose product is annotated as zinc finger, MYM-type 2. The record is from RefSeq and is a predicted model, not a curated record. Gene Ontology annotation, molecular function: zinc ion binding. NCBI's taxonomy places the organism in Eukaryota, Metazoa, Chordata, Actinopteri, Centrarchiformes, Centrarchidae.
UGGAAAGUUGUACGUUGUGCGCAGGCGCUCCCCGGGAUUAAUGUCAAGGCACAAAAGUGGCGCUACACCGUUGCGAGCUCUACUCCGGUGGCUGCCUUAGCAAUGGAUGGGGAGUCAGAACCAAACCCUGCCGUAGCAGAAGAGGCAGGGGAGCGGGUGGAGCCCAUGGAUGCCACUCCCUCCCCCCAGCAGCAGACCACGCCCCCCUCAGAGGAGGCUGGGGAGGCAGUUUCCAUGGUAACAGAAGAUGGAGCCACAAAGGAUGGUGGCGUAGAGGACAAUGAUGAUGAUGUGGUUCUUGUAGGGGAGGAGGCUCCUCAGCCUUCUGCCACAACCCUCUCCCAAGACACGCCCAACACAGACUGCCUAGAGCCAGCAACUGUAGACAUGUCCACGGCAGUGAUGUCUUCUAAGACCCCUAGUUCUCCUGCGUCUUCCAGCACAUCUACAGUGGCAGCACCUCCUAAACCUCCAAUCACAGAAUCAGAGCCUAUUGUCAUUGAUGAUGAGGAAGACUCUGAACAGAAAGACACUUCCUCCUCCUCACCAGCGCAACCUGGAUGCUCCUCAGAACCCCACUCGCCAGGUGUACUCAGCAGCACUGAGCCAGAUUCAGAGAUCAGGAUUGCCAGUGUCACCACACUGGGCUCCAGUAGCCAGAAAGGAAGCUCCUCUGUUUCUGCAGUCAAUACUCCACCACAUGAAGUGGAUGUCCAGGCAGACAUGAACCUGAUGAUAACCUCUGUGAAAUCACUGCAGGACGGCACGACGGCUGUCACAGCGGCAGGUGACGGCCAGGCAGAGGAAAAUGGUCUGCAGGUCAGCAGUGCGUUCAGCCUGAAUCCCGACACCCCACCUGGUCGACCAACAGCCUCUUUCAACCCAGGGCGGGGCUCAGGCCCCAUGGGCCAGCUGGUACAGAAUGGAGACACAGGGACGCACAACAGAGCAGACUCGUGGAUCUCCCAGUCAGCUUCAGUCCCCCGCAACCAAAAGCAGACAGGGGUCGACUCUCCAUCACCAGCCACCUCCCUGCCCAAACCUCCAGGCCAGUCUUCCUCAUCUACUUCCUCCUCAGGCUCCCAGCCACAGCCCAGGACAGUCAAGGUGACCUGUGCAAACUGUAAAAAGCCCCUGAAGAAAGGCCAAACAGCUUACCAACGUAAAGGCUCCACACACCUGUUCUGCUCCACCACCUGUCUCUCUGCCUUCUCACACAAACCCGCCCCCAAGAAGAGCUGCACCAUGUGCAAAAAGGACAUCACAAACAUGAAGGGUACCAUCGUGGCCCAGGUCGACUCCAGCGAGUCUUUUCAGGAGUUCUGCAGCACAGGCUGCCUAGGUGCAUACGAGAACAAGCAAAACCCGCCCAAAUCAAGCCUCAAAACCAAAUGUACUGUCUGCGGCAAGCUCACCGAGAUCCGGCACGAGGUUAGCUUUAAGACUGUGACCCAUAAGAUCUGCAGCGACACAUGUUUCAACGUUUACCGCAGGGCCAACGGGUUGAUCAUGAACUGCUGCGAGCAAUGUGGCGACUACUUGCCCAGUCGAGCGUCGGCCAACCACUUCCUGCUGGUCGAUGGCCAACAGAAACGUUUCUGCUGCCAGAACUGCAUCAGGGAGUACAAGCAGGCCCACAGUAAAUUUGCGACCUGCCUGACUUGCAAAACAUUGAUUAAGACAGGCGAGGUGCUCCACAGCCUCGGAGCGGGCGGCACCAUGGGCUCCUACUGCUCCGUCAACUGCAUGAACAAGGGAAAGCUGACGGCAACCUCCUUCAUUAACACUGAGCCCACAUGUCACUUCUGUAAGAGGAACUCAUUACAGUACCAGGCCACACUGCCAGAGGGAAACAUCCUCAACUUCUGCAGCUCACAGUGUGUUACCAAGUUCCAGAAUGCUACUCUUCAAACGGCCACCAAUGGACAGACGCCCCUCUCCACUACAAACAACACCGUCCAACUGAAAUGCAACUACUGUCGAGGAGCAUUCAGCUUGAAGCCUGAAACACUGGAGUGGGAGGAUAAGGUCUACCAGUUCUGUAGUAAGACAUGCUGUGAGGACUACAAGAAGCUGCACUGCAUUGUGACGUUCUGUGAGUACUGCCAAGAGGAGAAGACGCUACAUGAGAUGGUCAAGUUCUCCGGGGUCAAGAGACCUUUCUGCAGUGAAGGUUGUAAGCUGUUAUUUAAGCAGGAUUUUAUCAAGCGGUUGGGUCUGAAGUGUGUCAGCUGUAACCACUGCAACCAGCUCUGUAAGAGGAGUGUGACCCGGCAGCUCGGCGGCAUGACCCGGGACUUCUGCAGCGAGGCCUGUUCCAAGAAGUUCAAUGACUGGUACUACAAGGCGGCGAGGUGUGACUGCUGUAAGGUGCAGGGUAACCUGACAGAGUCUGUGAUGUGGAGAGCAGAGAUGAAGCAUUUCUGUGAUCAAGAGUGUCUAUUGAAGUUCUACUGCCAGCAGAACGAGCCCAUCAUGGUCACACAGAAAGGCCCAGAGAACAGCAGCCUGGGUAAAAAGUCAGAGUGGUAUGAAAUGCAAGGGGCCAAACUUGGGGGCGCUGUGCCAUACGCUGGUGGAGGAUUGGCGAGAGACGUCAAGAACAAGGCAGUUCUCUGCAAACCGCUCACCCUGACCAAGGCUACCUACUGCAAGCCACACAUGCAGAGCAAACUUUUACAGACGGAUGUAGACGAUGGUGUGAAGAGGGAGUACGUUCCUGUACCCAUACCUGUGCCCGUCUUCAUCCCCGUGCCCAUGAAUAUGUAUUCCCAGGUCACUCCCACUCCAGUCUCUCUGCCUGUACCGGUUCCAGUGCCUGUGUUCCUGCCCACCACCCUGCAGGGGGCAGAGCAGAUCAUCCAGACCAUCAACGAAUUGAAAAACAAGCUGCCCUCUGACCCUCUGGAGGCUGACCUGCUCUCCAUGGCUGACAUGAUCGCAGAGGACCAGAAACCAGAGGAGAAGAAGAAGGUGGAGGAGGAGGAGCAGCAGGAGGAAGAGCAGCAGGGGCUGAAGGAAGAGCCAGAGGAGGAGAAGGGGGGGGCGGAGGUGGAAGACGAGGAGGAGGACAAGUACGAGCCCGACCUGGACCUGGAGGCAGACUUUCCUCAAGCCUCAGACCCUGUACCAGUCCUGGAGGAAAUGGACGAGGAUAUGGGUUUCUCUCUACCUCCACUCCUGGCAGAGGAGAAGGCAGAGCCGGAGGAGUCGACACCUCGACCACAGCCCAGGAGAAAAGGGAACAAGAGGCAGGCAGUAGAGGAGAGCUCAGAUCUCGCCUCGUACUCUUUUUCCAGUCCGGCAGGCAGACACUCAGAAGGACGGUCGCUGCCUCUCAAAGCUCGCUAUGGCAUCCAUGCAUGGAAACGCUGGGCACUGUCUACUUCUGACAAAUCAGAUGACACCAAAGAGAAGGACUGCUCCAAACCAGCCCGGUCUAAAAGUAACCUGUUGUCGUUGAGUUCCGAGGAGCUGAACACAGCUCUGUCCCGGUUUGUCAGGGAGGUCUGCAGGCCCAGCGGGGAGCGUUACUCUCCAGACAGCAUCCUCUACCUCUGUCUAGGGAUCCAGCAGCACCUCCAUGCCAAAGGCCGGAAGGAUGACCUAUUUAGUGACCCAUGCUACCAGCAGUUUGGAGAGGAGAUUAACAAGGUCCUGAAGGACUGGCAGCCCAGUGUGCUUCCUGAUGGCUCGCUGUGGAGUCGAGUGGAGGAGCAGAGCCUGUGGAGCAGCCGGCAGCUCGGGGAGCAGAGUCCCGCCACUCUGCUGCGCUCUCUGGUUUACCUGAACACCAAAUACUUCGGCCUACGCACCGUGGAGCAGCACCUCCGCCUCUCCUUCGCCAAUGUCUACGGCCCCGACACCGUCCAUCCUGUCACGAAAGAGACGACCGUCUGCAUCCGCGUGCCUUCCAUCUCUCAGGAUCACCACGUACAAACAGAGUCUAAGAAGAGGAAGCGUAAGUUGGAGGAAGGUGAUCAGGACUAUGAUCCAGACGACGACUCGGGAGUCUCCUCCAUAUGCUGCCCGGUUAAGAAGCAUGAGUGUCACCUAUACGAGCUCUACAGAUCUAAGUGCCCGGUGUUGCUGCAGGAACGUCUGGAUGUCUUCUACGUUCAGCCGGAUCCGGCCUGCAGUCCCGAGGAUCCGCUGUGGUUCAGCUCCACGCCGCUGGAGCGACGGAUGCUGGAGCGCCUCCUCACCAGAGUCCUCCUGGUCAGGGACAUUUACACAGACAAAGAACUCCUACAGGAGGAGGACGGCGGUGAGGACGUUGGGGGGGAGUAGCGGUCGCUUGGACGUCUGUUAGUAGAGCCUGAACAGUCAUCAGAGAAGUAGGAAGCGGACAAUAGCUAGUAGUGUGUGUGCGCGCUCCUCUCCUGUCUUAUCAUCUGUUCCUCCUUUCCUUCCUUGCUGACUUAUUGUUUCCUCCUGGUGAGGGGCGUCCACAACAGGGAACUUGAGAUAGUAGAUGAUGAAAGUGGUGGUGAAGAGCAGCCCAAGCUUGUACUUCUGCUGAUACAUUCACAAACGGAGGAAGAGGUGAUUAAGGACAAAUACUUAGAUUUUCCCAGCACUCAUAAACCAGAAGAGGACAGGCACACAUGUCCUAAUGUGUGAUUGGAUGUAGUUGGGGAAUUAAUAGGCAGAUGAGGACUAAGAGAUAAAGGAGGUGGAGCUGUAAUUUGUUCUUAUAGCCAAACAAAGCUAAAUCAGGUAGAAGGAAAAAGUGUAUUGGCGGUCAUCAUGAUAUUUUGCAAAGAGAAGAUUCUGCAUUAUCAACGUUUCUGAGCUCAGCGUGUUUAUAGUGCUCAGACAAGCAGCUUAAAUAUAUUUAAACUUUUAACAACACAGAAUCAUGCUUUAGCAAAGGUUAUCAGCAUCCGCCAGGAGGCCACAAAGGUGAAAGAACAUGAUGUCAUGGAGUCAUGUUCUCUAACUCUCAGCUAAAUCUCCUCCUCGCCAUCGGCCGUUUGCUUGGGGUCAAGAGAGCAACUUUUUUACAAAGAGAAUCAAUAAGCAAGGUAGGAGGCAGACAAAUGGUCUGGGUGAAACCAGAACCACUACCCAGAGGAGGAGAAGAGAAGGAAGAGGGUAGUGGAAGGCUGAUGCUGUGUGGACAAAGUUGGAAAAUUGCUUGUAUGUCGAAAUUCCAUCUUUGAUGCAGUCGGUGGUUCAGCAUGUAAACAAAACAGGCUCUUUUUUUCCUUUUUUUUUGUGGGCCAACAUUAACUACUGUUCCCAAUUUAGCAGCUACUCAUGCUACUGUAAGUUCUUCUUUAUAUUUCAAAUGUCUAUUUUAAGAGAUGAUUAAACACUACAGCAGGAAAAUAUUGUUGCACUGACUGUGACAGGGGGAAAGAUUCAGGACCCCGCCCAUCGGUGAUGUUAACAAUGUGCUUUGUCCAGUGCUGCUUCACUGGUGGGAUUUGAAAAUUUCUGUUAGAUGGAAGCAGAUGUGUAGUUUUUUUUUUUUGUGUGUGUGUGUGUGUUAAACAAAUAUUUGGUUUAGUGAAUUUAAGAUUUAAAGGUGGUGCACACCCACAUAACUGACUAAAUGUUAGAUUUCUGCUUAGGUUAUCGUUUGGCCUGAGCUGCAGUCAGGCUGGGUGUUGCCUGAAGAAAUGAAGACGAAUCCAAACGUGUGUUUACUCCUUUGGCGCGACCUCCAGCCGGUUCUGGUGGAUUCGCAGGUCAGAGUUCACCUUUUGUUCUCCUUUGACUGGGCGGAUGUGCUCUGAGUUAUGAUUCAGAGGUUUGUCAGUCAAGCACAGACCAUUAAAGGGAUUUAGUCAGGUAAAAUGAGUGAAGUCACAUGUGGGUGAGUAGGGCCAUUUUUUUAAAGAUUAUUUUAAAAGUGAUGCUAUGCAGCGCUGAGUGUCAGUCUGAUGAGUGCAUAAUGGAAACUUCCAGUUAGAGAAAUAUUUCCACCUGUGUGCUUUCCAUUGCAUUUUCCACUGCAUGAGGAUGGAAUUUCUGACAUUUCUGGAACGCAGCGUACAAGCAGCAGCCUCUGUCAGGACGACCUACCGCAUCUCCAUUAAAUGGGCUGCUUUCAUUUCCUACCCAUCAUCCCGCUCACUGCUCUUCCUCAGGCGAAACCGUUGUACCACAGAGGACUUCAGCUCAGAAGUGCAGGAGUCAGGACUGAUCCCAGAACAGUGAAAGAGGACUGACUGUCAGACAGACCUGACUCGCUGUAGUGAGGGGUACAGCCAACUUACCGACAUGCUGCGUUUCUUUGUAGGACAUUAGGGGAACCUUCAUCCUUGCAAUGUAGCAUUAUGCGCGUACCAAGCCCAGAUUGGGUUGCUUUUGAAGUGUAAAUAUCUCUGUAACAAGGCUGUUAUUUGGGAUGGUCAACACAGAGGGGACACUGUGUAGUUUGGCAAAAAGAAACACCCACUGAAACCUUCUGCUUGAAAACCCACCUUCCGGGAAGCCUUUUUAAAAAGACUGAUUAUUUAUUUCUCUAUUUUUUUUUUUUUAUUAUUUUUUUUUAUUAGUUUGACUGCAUCCUCUGUGUUGGGAUGGUUUUUUUUUAUGGGUGCCAUUUCCUUUUCAACCAACAUUCAUUGAAAACCUGCUGCAGUCCCGCGCUCUUGCUUCUCUUGUCUAUUAAAGGGUAUCGUGCAGGAACCUGCUAAAAAUGAAGGACACUGAUUAUUCAGAGACAGACUAUUUUUUUUGAAAGUUUCCUUAAUGCUUUAGUCCCUGUGUUUGUAUUUUCCUGGCAGUUCUCAGUUAUUCUUGGUCUCCUCUUAAUCUUGAUAUUGAUUUAGUUCAAAAACUGAGCACUUAAUAAGUGCCCUAUUCUUCUUCCAAGCUGUUUUAGUGCUAGCAUUGCAAAGCAGAAGCUUGUAUUAUAAUAGAGAAUUGGUUGGACAUUUAAAUUUUUUAUUUUUCAUGAACUAAACAUGUUUUCUUUCCAAGUGUCACUAUCCAUUGUUUGUUUGUUUGUUUUUAUUUAUGUGGUUCAAGUCCCCCCUUUUUUUUACUUUCCAUGUUUUGACUAUUAUUUGAAUUUGCUUUCUGAUGAUUUUAAUAAAUUGGAGAAAGUGUCGAGUUAAACCAAGUGAGGUUUAUUUGAGUUUUUUUUGUUUUUUUUUUCUACUUCAUUGAUCACAUUAACUUUAAUUUGAAGAGGGGAGAAUACUGAGAUGUAAGGCUGGCAAAACUUUACACCAAAAAAAUGUUUCCACAAGCAGUGCUCAAAAUAUAAGGAACACCCUCCAGAUGUUGACUUUGACCUACACAGUGUCUCAAAUUUUUCUCAAACAUGUUUUCCCAGCACGAUCGUCAUCACCGCUUCUCCUAAAUGAAGUGGAUUUAACGAGGUCAGGGAAUCCACUUUCAGAGUUUUAUUUUAUCUAGAGCAGGUGGUGGUCCUGUUAUUUUGUACACGUGACUGCAUUUAAAUGGUGUAGAACUACAGUGUAACAUUUCAGGAACAAAGGUAGCGGAUUCAAAUGGAGAACAUUUGCUGGACUUCUGACCCCAGAUCAGUGUCUGCAGCCCAAAAUCCAAACCUUUUAAAUGUGACUGUGGGUGUAAACAAAACUGACCCUGGAUCAGAGGACCCUGGUUAACCCGGCUGAUUUUCCUGCUGGACUCGGAGGCGGUAACCAAACCUGCCACAGGUUUGGACCUACAGUAGAAGCUGCGGCUGGCUUUAAUGCCUAAUGUGAAUGUGCCUAACUGUAUAUACUGAAAGUGAGUGAUUGUGAUUUGAGUCUGAUGCUAUGUGUGUGGCUGAUCUGCUGAUCCGGUCGUGUUAAAUAAAUGAUUUCAUUUUCUAACCAGA